GUCGAAGUUGAAAGUUGCCAGAGGCGGAAACGAGGUUGGACGGUUCGCGGGAAACGUCCCAAAACAAAUCUCUUUAGCAGCACACACAACUAUAAGGCACUAACCAAGCGGUCUUCUCUAGAUUAUCGACUCCUCUAACCACGUAAGACCACGGCCGCGACGUGAAGUGCGAGAAUGUACCGCGAAUCGUCGGCGUUAGCUUAAUUUUAGUGGGAAACUGAGGCAGUGACGUUAGCUACGUUAGCUAGCUGAGGCUAACGUAGCGACCGUUCGCUAAAGCAGUUAGCGCGAGCUCUUAUCGUCUCCACGGCAGCCGGAGGAAGCCGUGAUCCGUGACAGACAGCGGCUGGGACGGCACGGGCCUGCAGCGAGGGGCUUCACACAGACAUGGCAGAGAGACCGGAGGACCUGAACCUGCCCAACGCGGUCAUCACCCGGAUCAUCAAGGAGGCGCUACCUGACGGGGUCAAUGUGUCCAAAGAGGCAAGGAGGGCCAUAUCCCAGGCUGCCAGUGUCUUUGUACUGUAUGCAACAUCUUGUGCAAACAACUUUGCCAUGAAAGCCAAGCGGAAAACUCUGAACGCAGGAGACGUCUUGGCUGCAAUGGAGGAGAUGGAGUUUGAGCGAUUCUUGGAGCCUCUAAGAGAAGCACUGGAGGUGUACAAGAAGGGUCAGAAGGGAAAGAAAGAAGUGUCGGAGCAGAAACGCAAAGAUAAGGAGAAGAAGUUGGACACAGAGAACGAUAAGAGCAGGGACGAGGAAGAAGAGGAAGAGGAGCGCAUGGAGGAGGAGCCUGAUGCAGAGAAUGAAGCAGAGGAAGAGGAGGUGGAGAACUGAGAAGUGGCUGGUGGGGCGUCAAACGCUGGCUAUAAAAGCUCUGAUGACACGGUGAAAGAUGAAAUGCACUCAUCUCCUCUGAGGUUAUCACCGAUUGAACAUAACCUGUUUAAGCUGACACCUUUAAGCUGACACCUGUGUCACAGAGCCACCAUGUAUCAGUGCAUCAGGUUUACUGUCUACCCAUCGGGUUGAGAAUAGAACACGUGCAUGCACUGAAGUGCAGCAAACUGACUUCCAAAACAAAUUUGGUGAUGAACUCAUGGGAGGUGAAGUUGCAUUUUUGUAGUGUUGAGACUUGUGUUGCAGUAGUGCUGCCGUUCUUUCGACUGGUUCACUGAAGUCUGAAGAUUCAGGCCAUCAGCUGCCCUCACACACUUGUGUUAAAGCAAAGCACAAUGAAAACUAAACCACUGAUUAAAUGUGCACUAUGCACAAUUAUCAGGGUUGACUGAAGAGAGGACCCUUUAGACGCAACUGCCAAAAUGAAAAAAAAAAAAAAAAAAAAGUGACACAAGCACAUAUUCUGAGUUGGAGGACCAUAUAGACCAUCAAAUUAUGUCCUCAUUCCACAUUUUUGUCAGUCUAAAGGGUCUGCAUCACAAUCAACCCUGUUAUUUUGCAUACUACACCUUUAACUGGCCUCAAGAAGUCCCCAUCUUGUCCUUUUUCUAUCUUUAUGAUUUGAUACAUAGUUUUGUAAUGUGCUAGGGAUAUUCCACAUAACCUUUGAUACAAGCACCAUUUUGGUGAGCGACAUGUGUCUGCCUCUGUAGAGUCUUUAUAGAAUAAAUGUUAGGAACAGUUGGUUCCUGGUGCUAAAAGCAAAGUGUACUAAGCCUACACUUGCAGCAGGUAAAGUACAGUGUGAUCAUGAAAACUUAACCAUCAUUAUGUUGUGCAUAAGUCUGUACAUUGACCACUUAACCAAUACAAUUUGUGGCAAAUGAGUAAUGGGAACAGGGACCUGUGUCCAGUGCGGGAAGGUUGCUGUCCGUUGUGCUGAUUUAGAGGCAUGAUUAGUGGUUAACUGAAACUAGCAUUUCUUUGCACUGUAGCACAUGGACUACUAGUGAGACAAGAUAAACAGCUACCAGUGUAGUCAGUGAUGAGUUGAUGACAGCGCCUAGCAACUAAAGUCAGUUCUCUUCAGCAGUCUGAACUGUAACUUUGAAGGGAACACUAAAAAAAAAAAAA
Molecule: messenger RNA, 2034 nt
Organism: Myripristis murdjan (pinecone soldierfish)
Lineage: Eukaryota; Metazoa; Chordata; Actinopteri; Holocentriformes; Holocentridae
Gene: pole3
Product: polymerase (DNA directed), epsilon 3 (p17 subunit)
Exons: 4
Coding region: 388-837 (149 amino acids)
Biological process (GO): leading strand elongation; DNA damage response; heterochromatin formation
Cellular component (GO): CHRAC; epsilon DNA polymerase complex
Molecular function (GO): protein heterodimerization activity; chromatin DNA binding
Source: RefSeq, a predicted model, not a curated record